AUGUGUUGGGCCAUGGGCCGGCGGUGGGCGUGGGCCGCGCUGCUUCUGGCGGUCGCGGCUGUGCUGGCCCAGGUGCUCUGGCUCUGGCUGGGCACUCAGAGCUUCGUCUUCCAGCACGAAGAGAUCGCGCAGCUGGCUCGGCAGUACGCGGGGCUGGACCACGAGCUGGCCUUCUCUCGGCUGAUCGUGGAGCUGCGGCGGCUGCACCCGGGCCACGUGCUGCCCGACGAGGACCUGCAGUGGGUGUUCGUGAACGCGGGAGGCUGGAUGGGCGCCAUGUGCCUUCUGCACGCCUCCCUGUCCGAGUACGUGCUGCUCUUCGGCACCGCUCUGGGCUCUAGCGGCCACUCGGGGCGCUACUGGGCUGAGAUCUCGGAUACCAUCAUCUCUGGCACCUUCCACCAGUGGAGAGAGGGUACUACUAAAAGUGAGGUCUUCUACCCAGGGGAGACGGUGGUGCACGGGCCUGGUGAAGCAACGGCUGUGGAAUGGGGGCCAAACACAUGGAUGGUGGAGUAUGGCCGCGGUGUCAUCCCCUCUACCCUGGGCUUCGCACUGGCUGACACUGUCUUCAGCACCCAGGACUUCCUCACCCUCUUCUACACUCUUCGAGCCUAUGCCCGGGGCCUCCGGCUGGAACUCACCACCUACCUCUUCGGCCAGGACGCCUGA
This is a messenger RNA of Rangifer tarandus platyrhynchus (Svalbard reindeer), 672 nucleotides long. NCBI's taxonomy places the organism in Eukaryota, Metazoa, Chordata, Mammalia, Artiodactyla, Cervidae. The record is from the annotation of a GenBank genome assembly.